AUAUCCCAAAUGUUUCUAGUGAAGACCUAAAUACAUGUAUGACAUACGAAUAAUAUAAUAUUGCGUGUGUUCCAAUUCCUUACCUAAACUCUAUGGUUAUAUUUGUUUCACACAUCGUGUAUAAAAAUAUUCUGAACGAUCGAAAGUGAUUGCUCGUUAGAAGGAAACGGUUUAAAAGGGGAUUCCCCAGGUUUACAAUUCUGGGAAAUUCGAGGUUCUGUCACCUGUGUGCUUUUGAAACACGGAUAUAAGAAAAAUGACAUGAUCCCAUAUAAAAGUGAUUACAAUGGUAGAAAAGGCAAAUCCAAAGAGCAUGACACUGAUGAAAAUGGCAGUGGUGCCUCUCAACUAGGUUCUCCCCAAAAUAGGAAGGCUACCCCUACAACCAGUGCCACCAAUAAACAAUUGAACGACAUUGGGUCUGCCAACACAAUUCAACAAGAUCAAGGAGAACAGGCUGAAGCGCAAAAUCAACAUAAUGAACUUCUGCAAGGGGCAGGAGAUCAGAGUCAAGGAACUGAAAAUCAGAGCCAAAGCACUCAAAAUCAGAGUCAAGGGUCUGGAGAUGACCUUGACCUAGUAGUAGAGUCAGGUGCCACAAAUGAUACUUCUCCAGAUCACUUCUUUGAUCCUAAAUUCCUGAACAAUAUCAGUAAACAUAUCGGGUUAACAUGGCGUAGCUUAGGUGUUGAACUGAACUUUUCACGUCAUGAACUGGACAACAUGGAAAAGGAUUAUCCCAAUCUCCAAGCUCAGUGUGCAUUCCACAUGUUGAGCACAUGGCAGGAGAAGUUGUCUUCAAACAAGGAUGCUCGGAGUGAAUUAGCUGCAGCAAUGAGGGAAGCAGAUAGAGGAGAUCUAGCUGAGGAUGUGGAAAAUUAUGAUAAUUCAAAGUUUACUAGGAAUACAGACAGACCUACAAGAAGUCCUAGUUCUACACAGAUACAUGUUGUUGGGGAUAAUACACAGACAACCCAUGUGCCACCAAACAUCAUAAGAUCUCCAAUUAAACAAGAUGUGCCCAGAGGCAACUCUAUGUUAUUCAAUGAAUCCCGGGGGGAAGCAUCUUUCGAAAAACCAGAAUACCCCUUCAGCUUACAGUUCUUAAGGGGCAUUGCAGGACAAAUGGGUAAUGACUGGCGUGAUGUUGGCACAGAACUGGACUUCACUCUACCUGAACUGGAUAAUAUUAAGCAGUUUUUUCCCGAUGACCAAGCUAAGUGUGCCUUCAAAAUGUUGAACACAUGGCAGCAGAAGUUGCCUUCAGGUGAUGCCAGGGGUGCCAGGGAUGCCAGGGGUGCCAGGGAUGAAUUAAUUACAGCCCUAAAUCAAGCAGAUCGAACAGAUUUAGCUGAAUCGGUGGGAAAAUAUGAAGGUAGCGGUAUUGAGACUCCUAAAGCAGUUUCCAAUAUUAGUCCAAUGAGAAAAUCAAGUUUUGAGUGUACCAGCUAUCGAGAAAUGAAACAAAAGCUUGACGAUGGAUGUCGCUAUCUUAUACUCUCAGGAUCUACAGGGGGAGGAAAAACCUGGAACAUAGAGCAUUAUGUCGAAGAGAAAAAGAAAAGUGGGGACAUAGAUGGCGACACUUGGAUGUUUGCUGCAUCAACAAAGGACAAUCUUGUGGACAGUAUACGUUUAUAUAUGGAAUACAUCAAUUCACCAUCUACUAAGCAGUCUGAACAAAACCCAUUGAAAAAGUUAAAAGAAUGUUUAGCUAAGCGAAAGGGUAAGCAUUUGAUUGUAUUUGAUGACACUCUGAGCAAAAAUUUAUACGGUGAUAUCUUUGGUGCAUUUUCAUCAGUAAGCAAUGUCACAGUUAUUUUAACAACACAAGAUAGUAAACCAUACAUAUGUAAAGAUAUACUACAAGUAGGUCCAAUGCUACCUGAUGAGGGAAAACAGUUGUUUCUGGAAAUCCUUGAAGACUCUUAUAAUGUGAUGAAUGAAAUCCAUCUACCUAUCAAAGACAAGGAUUUAGAGGCCCUUCUUGUGGAAAUAGAUUAUUGUCCAAGUGCCAUAACUUUAUCUGCUUAUAACAUGGCUCAUUCAAGAGUGUCUAUACAGAAGUAUACUGAAGAUGUGAAACAAAAAGGAAAACACCUUGAUAAUGAUGAACUCUUGCCUGCAGGUCCAUUAGAAACACACAAAAUCAAUAUUAAAAAUCUGAAAGAAGAAAUGGAAGCUGCAUAUCCAAAUAUUAGUACAUCAGUACUCCAAAUAUGUGGUUUUUUAUACAAGAGAAAGAUUCCUCUGUUCAUUUUACAGCUAGUCAUGGAACAGGAGAAAGUAGAUGAAGAUGACAUAACUGAGUAUAUUGAUAAGCUAAUUGAUAAGAUGCAACGUAGGUCGCUAGGGACUUUGUCCACUGAUGGUACUGAGGAGGAAAGAUUUCUCAAUACACAGGGAUUGUUUCAAAUAGCUUUGCGCUCGGAAAUGACAAAUACAGAGAAGUGUGAUGUAAUUCAAAAGCUUAUGGCUGCCUUGGUGUGUUAUCUAGGCAAAGAUGCCCCUGCUGUGUUUGGGAAUGUAAAAAUGAUGACAUUGCUCGUACCACACGUUAAGUCAGUUCUUGAUCAUGCAAAUGCAAAGGGAUUGAAACACGAUCACCUCGGUAUUGUCCUGAUGGAAAUACGCCUGUAUGAUGUAUUGGGAUACAUUUAUAGUGUGCAAUCAAGUGAUUAUGAGUUGGCAUGUGAAACCUAUGAAAAAUGCUUGAACCGAUUUUACAAAAAAGUUCUCCAAAUUGAUAAUCAGAAAAGGUUUGAUCAUGACAUAAUCACAAAUCUUAGGCGCCAAAAGCAGACGGCACAGUGUACAGCCCCAUGCAAUGUAGACAACAGUUUUAUUAAGGAGAAGGCAAAGCUUUUGACCCGAAAACUAUCAGAUGUCACACGUGAAAUUAACGACGAUAGAAUUGUUAGUCGACUAUCAAAAGAAGAACUAGAAGAAAAUAUCACCAAUAAGGUGCUUACAAAACAUGAUGUGGAAAUAAUGGAGAAAAAAUGUGCACGCGAGAAUGACAAAACAGACCGAUAUUGUGAAGUACCAAAAUGUCUUCAGAGAAACAGAAUCAACAAAGAGAUAUAUUUGGAAUUAGUUGAAUCAAAUUUGGCUAUGCCCCUCGUGAAAGCUUCCAAAUUCUUCAUUCAUGAAUUACUUGUGUCCAUUUUGUACUCGUACGGCCGUCUUGCUUUCUACCCAAGUAAUUGGCCACUAGAAAAAAAGGAAAUGUUUCAGAAUCUAUUGAAACUGUCUAUGAAGUUGUGUGAAAUGCUUGCUGAUGAAGGAGUACAUAUCUUGCAUUAUGUUCUCUGUGAGAGAAAUGCAUUAUUGUACUACCUAAAUAGUAAAACACAUUUUGAUGGAACUGAAAAAUCAGAAAAUGAAUUUCGAGGUGAUAUGAAACAAGCUUUAGAAAAGUAUAAGCAAAUACUGUCUGAUGAGAAAUAUAACAAAGAGUUCUUCCAGUAUGGUAUAUUGAAGAAAACUGAAGACGAUGCCUACCACAGAGACGUAUGUCUUAAGCAAUUAGCUAAAAUACACACACAUAUUUUGGAAAUGGAUCAUACAGAGGAGGACAUUAAGGAUGCUUUGAAUACUUUGACCAAAAUGGAAAAUAUUGAGAAUCCUGACAAACGGUUCAAGCAAGCCAUGGACAAACUACAAACUGUGAUAAACUCAGAAACUACUAGGUCUAAUGAGAAAUAGAAAACACACACUGUACACCUCAUAAUAGAUAGAGCCCAAAAAGUUACAGAAACUAUUCAACCAAUGGAAAAUGAUAAAGCACCACAUUUUUUACAUUUCACUCAUAAUUUAUCUUGUCAUGCAUUAUCAAAAAUGUGUAUAGUUUUGAACAUUGUAGAUGAUUUUCAAUUUGGUGUGCUAACUAGUGAAUAAUCUGCUAUAUUUGCUUACAAAUGUUAAUUCGUUUAUCUUUCACGUUUCUAUAAGGAGAUAUAUGGAGAUCACAAUAAUGGAAGAGUCUUAGACUCCUAGCAAUGUUCAAAAGCCAUAAUAAUUAUUUCACUUUGACUACAGAAUCUAGUGUAUAUAAUUGUAUAUCUGACACAAAGAACAAUAGAGAGUUUUUGGAAUAGUUAAUGUCCAAAACUUUUCAAGACAAUAUAUACUUCAGAUUCUUGCAAUGAGAUCAUGUGAUCUACGGUGCUGUGGAGUUUUUAAAAAACAAUGAAUGUUAAGACCUUUACAUUUAGAUACAAUAUUUGUGUUUUGAUUGUAAUUAUCAUUUGUAAUUAUUACAUGAGGGUUCCACAACAUUCAAUGUAUGCUUAAAUAUAAUCUACUAAUCUUCGAAAUCUACUAAGUAUAAGAUAAAUCAGUUAUUAAAUGCUCGAUUUUUGAUACAGGGUAUAUCCUUCGGUAAAUACAAUAUAUCAACCCUCAGAUGUACCCUGUAUCAAAAACCUCCCAUUAAAUAACCUAUAUAUGCACCCUCUUAUGGGUAUCUAGUGCCAAAUCUAUGAAUUUAUGUUAGACAAUAGUAAAUAAAUAUACAGUAUAUAUGUAUAAUAUAUAAAGUAUGCUGAGUUCAAUUUCAAAUCACUUCACACUAUUUUAGCAUGUGGUAGUGAGAUAUACAGGGUGGGCAAAAAAAACGCCACUUUUUUUCAAAAUGCUAUAACCUUUUUAAUUUUUGAUACAAAAUCAUAAUUCACAUACCAAAUGAAACUUGAGGUUGUUAUCUAGCCAUUGAUCAUGAAUUAUACACUUUUACUUGAAUAAAAUAUGUCACCAGCGUCUCACUUAAACAUGUGGUGUGCCAUGAGAAAUAAGCAUAAUUUGCAUAAUGUUCCUAAACUGAUACGCCCUGAUGACCACAAGCUAAUAGCCUUUAUUCAAACCCAAGUGAGUAUAGGGCAUGGGGAGGUCUCCAGGAGAUGGUAUGAAGGCACCCGAUCUAAAAAAUUGCUUAACUAAAGCUGGCAAUUAAGACACAUUGAAAAAAAUAUAGCUAACAUUUUAUUGAUACUGCUAUAUCAGCAAGGUGACUAAAACUAGAAUCUAUCAUCAAAUGGGGUGGCGGACCAAUUGAACUCCUCUUUUUAGAUCAAAUAUAAUCCCAGUUGAAGGACCCGUUACAUUAUAUUAUUACUAAGAACCCUUGGCACUAUAUAACAGCAAAAUUUUGGGUAUGUAGGUUGGAAAAUAAAAAAGUUAGUGUCUUGAAAAAAAAGUGGCGUUUUCUUUUGGCCCACCCUGUAUAGAUGGAGAUAUAUGCAAUAUGAUACCAAGUGCAAAAGAUCUUAUUUUUGAAUUGCUUGCACACUAAAAGCUCAGAAUGUCAAUAUAUAUUACAAUUAAAUGCUUGUACCUUUGAAAGAUGUGUUUGUGAAAUACAGGCUUUCUCUGACAUAUUUUUGUAUUUUUCUCACAUCAUUGAAUUACAUGUACUUAUAUUACCAUGUUAUGCUUCUGAUGUACAUAUGUUUCAAUAUCUGAUGCAGAAAACUUUCAGUUAUAUAUUUUUCCUUGCAUCGCAUCAGGGUUAAUUAAUUUGUCUAAAUGUCAGAUUGUUUCAUGUGAUGUGAUUUUAUAAGGACUGUAUUUUCAAAGAUUUUAGUAAAAUAUACAUACAAUUAUACAUGUACUGCACAUGAAUAUUUUAUGACAACUGGUAAUUAAUUGCAGUAUUUAUCAAAUUCCAUGAAAUUUCAAAAUGGAUCUUUUGUUUACUUUCGAUCCAAAUGAGAUUCAUGGCAUGUAAACAGGUUUCUGUACAGUUUUUAUUUUUCAAAAUAUGCAUGAAUACUUCCAGUUUUGUCCAUAUUGAAAAUUUGUUUCUACAAGGGGCUUCAAUGCUUCAUAGAAAAUAACUUGUGAAAGAUGCACAGGUGUUCACUAAAAUGUAAAUAAACAGUUGGAUGUUAUUCUCAUUUGUAUAUCAAACGUAUUCCCUGUUUGAGCUAAUUGACCAAGAAACUAUUUAUUGUGGACAAAAAGACCAGGAAUGGUGGUUGCCUGGUUGGUAUGGCAUAUGAUUUUAGAAAGUCCUAUAUUUACCAUGAAUAAUUUGUCACAAUAAAUUCAACAUGUCUCAUCAAAAUAAUUUUUUUUUCCAAAUUUUAGCUUUAUAUUUUGUUAUGUCAUCCACACACAUGUAUCAGAGUGACUUAUGAAAUUAUAAAACUUGAAUUGCACAUGUACAAGCAAAUAACAGCAAUUAAGUUCCACAUUUUGCACUUGUUGCAUGUGCCAGUAUGUCCAUGUGCGUCAUACAUGAUUAUAUAUAGAGCAAUUAACACUA
Molecule: messenger RNA, 6268 nt
Organism: Owenia fusiformis
Lineage: Eukaryota; Metazoa; Annelida; Polychaeta; Sabellida; Oweniidae
Source: the annotation of a GenBank genome assembly